AUGUCGGAUCACCCGAACGUCCCUGGAGCAGGCGCCGGACGCCAAUCGAUGGACGACGGCGGCCAGAGGAUCCGCACCUGCUCCAUCCCGCUCUCGUCCGGCUCAUCGCGGAUUGGCAACCUGGAAUGGUCCGAUCUCGGGCAGGCACUCGUGGUCACAGAGGAUAGCCUCGUCAUUCUCUCUCCUCUCAGCCCCCUGAACCCAGCUCUCGUGCCUCAGAGCCGCGCACACGACGUCGAAUGCCACCCUCGCUGGCAGGGUCGCUUCCCUCACUCGCUCGUCCAGAUCAACGUCCAGACGUUCCUCGAAAACGAACACAGCCUUCGCAGCAGGAUCAUCCUCGAAGCAGACCAUUCCGCCGUCGACCCUCGCUUUCUCAACCUCCAAUGGACCUCCGCCACCUGGUCCAAGCCCGGCAUGGGCCCGCAUGGAAGCUGCCUCAUCCUCGCCACCACCUCGGAACUCGAUCUGUUCGUGCUCGGCGCUCCUCGCAAUGCCUGGACUGGUGAAUGGCGCUUGCUGCAUGCCGUCGACCUCCAGCCAGUGGCGGGUCUUGCCCAAGUCGGUCUGCCCAAGUCGAGUCCUGCCUCGUCCCACGCUGCCGGCGACCGGGACAUCUUCACCCGUUCACGAGCACUAUUGCGAAAGAAGCAGAUGGCAACCGAGGUGCUCUGUGCCGCUUUCAUUGAUUUGCCCUCACGAGCACCUUUGCUGGCCCCAUCCACCUACAUCAUUGCCGGCACUCGAUCCGGUCACCUCGCCGUCUGGGAGUGCCAUGCUUCCACUGGCCACUGCACCUUCCUCACCGCCACCGCCGUCAGCAACACAGCCAUCGAACAAAUCAGCUUGAGCGUGCAAGCUGCCGCCCUCGAAGCUGAUGCUCAAGCCAGAAUCGCCUUUCAAGACGCCGGCGGCAUCAGGCUGUGCGAUUUCUACGCCCUCGAGGAUCACGCCGUCCUUCAGCUCAUCGAAUCGCCGUCCGUCCGUACAGGCCACUGCAUGGUGACAGCCUGGCAUUGGUCUGAUCACCGCCUCCUCUAUGCUACGAUAGGUGCCAUUCACAUCUACGACGUCCAUUCCGCCGAGGCCGCUGUCUUUGCGCUGGUUACCGACGCGGCAAGUGACGACGACCCUUAUUUGCCUGUCGUAGCCAUCGAAGCAUCCCCGGACCCCGCGUUCCUUGCAGUGGCAAUUCUGCAAGACCUGCGCAAGUAUCACAUUCCGCCGCCCACGGUCUCACCGACGGAAACGCAGCCCACCCCGCUGCUACCAGUCCACGCAUCCACUUUGCUUGGAUAUCCUCCACUCACCGAGAGCCUUCAGCGCAAGCACGACUUCCACCAAGCUUUCCUCGCCUAUCGGUCCGAGUCGGGCUCGAGCCUCGCCUCGGCUUCGCUCAUCGGUGCCAUUCGUACAGACGAACGCGUCGCCUUUCUCGGAUAUAACGUUUCAGACACACUCCGAUACCAGCUCGAACUGGUCCACAACAGUGCCGCGACGCCUGAACGAGCGAUCGAUGAGGCACUCGGCGCCUGCAUUCAACCGCAAUCGCGCCCGUCUCCGCCAUACCUCUUCGCGCGUACAAUUCUGGCCCUGCUCGCAACCUCGUCGGACGCAGACGCAUAUCGGAGCAGCCUCCAUGCUGCCAUUCAGCAGCGAUGGCAAAGCUUACUGCAAACAUCAAAUGACGGCACCGAUCCAGAGCCGAGACUUGCAGAGGGUCGGCACAGGCAGGGGUGCCUGCUCUUCAUCCUGGCCUGCCGCUUGAGCGAGCAAUGCGCACAUCCACCGCCCGCACUCGAUGCUCUGCGCAAGAAGCAUAAAGGCAGAGUUCUGUAUGACUGGCUUCAAAGACAACUGAGCGACCUCACUCCGCGACUGUCUUCCUCGCCGCAACCUACCGAAGAGGACCGCAAGCUGCUCACACGAUUCUCCGUGGCCGCCCGCAUGCUACCUGCAGCCUCAUUCGAAGCGCAAGAAGAGCAGCAGGUCGUGGUGACAGAAGAGACUUGUGCCGCCUGCCAGGCACAGCUCACGAUGCGCUGGGACGAGCAUCAGAACGACUUUGGCUGGGCCAAGUGCCAAAACGGUCACGUAUGGCCAAGGUGCUCGGUGAGCCUCGCCACCAUCUCGGAUCGAGAGACCUUUUCGAUCGUCAACAUCAUGAGCCAGCAGCACCAGGAAAAGAAGAAGAAGGUGGUGUCGAUCGCACUGCUCGUGGCUGAUACGCCUCCGCCGCCCGUGGUGGCGGUUCGCGGCGACUACACCAAGAUCUACCCGCGCUUUCUGCAGGAGUCGCUCAACACGAUCAAGCGCCAUCCGUGGCAGCCACACGUCGAGCUGCACAUCCGCUGCUACGACGUGGUCAAGAAGAUGGAGUAUCCGGACGAGGGUCAGUUGAGCGAUGGACUUUGGGACGCCGUCAUGAUCACCGGCAGCGCCUCGUCGGCGUAUCUCGAUCUGGAGUGGACCAAGAAGCUGGCAGCGUUCCUGCGCGCAACGGCGGAGAACCAUCCACUCGUGCGACUGAUCGGUAUCUGCUAUGGUCACCAGAUCCUGUCUCGCGCGUUUGAUGGUGUCGUUGAAUCAAACCCUAAGGGAUGGGAAUUGGGAACCACCUCUUGCACGCUUACCGAGCAGGGACGAUACCUUCUCGGGUACGACGAGCCAUCGGAAGGAGACCAGAUGGCCAUCCAACAGGUGCACAAGGAUCACGUCAUCGAUCUUCCGCCCGACUUUGGUGGCGAGAGCUUCGAGAAUCUGGCUUCCACCGACAUCUCGCCCAUCCAAUCGCUUAUCCUGCGCUACCCCACCGAAGCACCGCCGCUUGCAUCCACGGCGCAGACCUCCGCAUACAUGGCAUUCGAUAUCGAAGACUCGGAAACCGCAUCAUCGGGUCCACACCCGUUGCGAAACAUGCACGUGCUCACCUUCCAAGGCCACCCCGAAUUCGACCGCGAGAUCGUGGAAAACAUCAUCGAGGUUCGCACCGAAAUGGGCAUCGUCACGGGCGAACUGCGCGAGCGCUCGCUCGUCAACGCAAAGAAACCCCACGACGGCCUCAAACUAGGCCGCGCCAUCCUCGCCAUGCUCGGCAUCGAAGAGGCCCGCACCGACUCUGGCGACAGCAUGAUCAACGUCUAG
Messenger RNA from Moesziomyces antarcticus, 3144 nucleotides. RefSeq names its product class I glutamine amidotransferase-like protein. Lineage: Eukaryota; Fungi; Basidiomycota; Ustilaginomycetes; Ustilaginales; Ustilaginaceae. The record is from RefSeq and is a predicted model, not a curated record. Gene Ontology annotation, cellular component: cytosol; nucleus. The transcript is spliced from 3 exons. Gene Ontology annotation, molecular function: protein binding. Bases 1 to 3144 code for a protein of 1047 amino acids.